AUGUCCACUUCUACCACCACUGUCUUCAACAAAAACGAAAAAAAAGCUAGAGAAUUGAUCUCUAAAUUGAACUUGAAACAAGUCCCAGGUGUUACCAGAGUUACCUUCAGAAAAAAGGAUAACCAAAUAUUUUCUAUUGAUAAGCCAGAUGUAUACAGAUCUCCCGCUGGUAAUUAUGUUGUUUUUGGUGAAUGUAAGUUGGACAACUUCCAACAAAGAUUGGCUCAAGCUCAAUCUUUAGCUCAAGAAAAACCAGCCAGUGAAGAAAUCUCCAAAGACCCAGCCUCUAUCCAAGCUGACUUAGCUGCUGCUGCCAAUGAAGCUGACAAUAAAGUCCAUAAAGAGGUCAAAGAAGAAGAUUUAAUUGAUGAAUCUGAAUUAGACCCUGAAAGUAUUGAUUUAGUUGUUCAACAAACAAAGUGUACCAAGGAAGAGGCUAUUUUAGGUUUGAGAAGAAACAAGGGUGAUUUGGUUAAUACUAUUUUAGCUUUGAGCAAGUAG
Molecule: messenger RNA, 501 nt
Organism: Saccharomycodes ludwigii
Lineage: Eukaryota; Fungi; Ascomycota; Saccharomycetes; Saccharomycodales; Saccharomycodaceae
Gene: EGD2
Product: Egd2p
Exons: 1
Coding region: 1-501 (166 amino acids)
Biological process (GO): protein targeting to membrane
Cellular component (GO): cytoplasm; nascent polypeptide-associated complex
Source: RefSeq, a predicted model, not a curated record